UAUAGGCUCCUUCAGCUGUCAAUCAUCUUGUCCUUGCGCAAUAACGCCCGCCCCUUAUGUCAGUUUUCCAAACUGGACGCUUGCUCUCUGUUUACUGCUGGAAUGAUAACGGGGUAUUAGGUGAUGACCCAUUUAGACUGCUGCUUUGGAGGAACGAUGCUCUCUCACUGACGACACCAUUACUAACUGUCCAUCAUGAACAGCGAAGAGGAGUUUUAUGAUGCAGAGACAGGUUUGGAAUCAGAUGACUCCUGUGAAGUCAGCUUUAAAGAUGCCCCUGGUUUUGAGAGCAAACAGGCAUCUAAUGGCAGUGUGCGAUCAGAGAAUGGAGUGUGGGAACGACGGACAACCCUCCCUGCCCCCAUGUUCUCCAGACAUGACUUCAGUAUUUGGGGCUUCCUGAAAAAAUGCAUUGGCAUGGAGCUGUCCAAGAUAACUAUGCCUGUGGUUUUUAAUGAGCCACUGAGCUUUCUUCAGAGACUUACAGAAUAUAUGGAACACACAUACCUCAUUCAUAAAGCUUGCACACUAUCUGAUUCUAUAGAGCGUAUGCAGCUCGUUGCUGCAUUCGCUGUGUCUGCUGUGGCGUCACAGUCGGACAGAACUGGAAAACCUUUUAACCCUUUACUGGGAGAGACUUAUGAGCUUAUAAGGGAAGAUGAGGGAUACCGGUUGAUCUCAGAGCAGGUUAGCCACCAUCCCCCAAUUAGUGCUUUUCACACUGAAUCGCUCAGCCAGGACUUUCAGUUCCACGGCUCGAUUUAUCCCAAACUGAAGUUCUGGGGCAAAAGUGUAGAAGCGGAACCCAAAGGAACUAUGACACUAGAGCUAUCCAAGCACAAAGAAGCAUACACUUGGACAAACCCUACGUGCUGUGUGCACAAUGUCAUCAUAGGCAAAUUGUGGAUUGAACAGUAUGGAACCGUAGAGAUCAUCAACCACAGCACCGGGGACAAGUGUAUACUCAGUUUUAAGCCUUGCGGAAUGUUUGGCAAAGAACUGCACCGGGUGGAAGGUCAUAUCCAGGACAAGAGUAAGAAGAAGCGGCGCAUUAUCUAUGGGAAGUGGACAGAGUGCCUGUACAGCAUAGAUCCAAAGGUCUAUGAAGCAAACAAGAAGGCAGAAAAGAAGAGUGGAGAUUCUAAGAAACACAAACAGGAACUGAAUACUGGUAGUGGUGCUGAUGAUGCUGAUGAAAUGCCAGAUGUUCAGGAGACAGUGACUAUGAUCCCCGGCAGUACAUUACUGUGGAGGAUAACCCCGCGACCUGCACACUCAGAUCGGAUGUAUAAUUUCACCAGCUUUGCCAUGAUGCUCAAUGAACUGGCUCCUGGCAUGGAGGGAGUCAUAGCACCUACAGACUGCCGCCUGCGACCAGACAUAAGAGCAAUGGAAAACGGAGACAUAGACACUGCGAGUCAAGAGAAAGAGAGGCUGGAGGAGAAGCAGAGAGCUGCACGGAGAGAACGUGCUAAAGAUGAGGAGGACUGGUCCACCAGAUGGUUCAAGCAGGGCACAAAUCCUUACACAGGAACCUCAGACUGGAUCUACACAGGUGGCUACUUUGACAGGAAAUACUCUGACCUCCCUGAUAUCUACUGAUUGGCUGGGAAAAGAGCAAGGGGUUUGGUAUACCUCUGGUCACUCCAUCGCCUGGUCCUUAUCAUUUAUCUACUCACAAAAAGCCUUUAUUUUUUAUUUUUAUUUUUUUCAGCUAUCAAAAUGUGAGACAGAUGAAUGGUUUACUGAACUGAGUAACAAAACCUCUCCUUCCCACAUUACAGCCAAAUCUUUAUACUGGAAAUCCAAAACCCGGAAUUCAAUAUGACUGAAUUAAUUUAAUUUUUUUGAAAUGUAGGAAAUGCAAUAUGUUUUUUCCCCAUGUAAUUUACUUUUAUGGUAAAACAAUAGGUAAGGCUGAGUACAUGUGUAGUGAAUAAUGCACAACUUGUUCCCCACCCUAUCAUAUAUCAUGCUUGUUAUACUCAGGUGUUUUAUGGGUACACGAUAUUAAUGAUGGCAGUACUGCAUUAACAGCAAUGGAGAUUUAUGAGACUCUUUUUAGCUAUUUAUGAUCAGACUAAUGCAACUAUUUUAGCAUUACUAUGAUAGCGAAUACCUUGUCCAUAAAUGUGACUUCUGUAAGUGUAAGCAACACUUUGGGAUUUCCAGUAAAACAGUUAGUGCAUUUAGAAUUAAUUAAGUAGAGUCAGUAGCUGAGUGAUUAAUAUCUCCAGAAAUAAAAAGUCCCAUUAGGAUCUUUCAGGCAGAACUUCUGUAUGUCUCCACUGAUACAUAGGAGUUCACUAAAAGUUGCAUGCUCAUUCCUCACAUGCAUGCUUUAUGACUAGUCAAGUAUAAAAGCUGCUUAUUGACCAUGUUUACUUUAUAAAUGAAGAGUUUUUAAUGGUAUAGAAAUUAAUUAACACCUUUCACAGCAGAGAAGUCUAGUGUAUUCUUAUACUGAUAUUUUAAGUUGAUUAUGGUUGCCAAAGUGACUCUCCUUUUGUGGAAACUAAAGCCAUAAAACUCAUCAGGACUGCAUGUGUGUGUGUUUAGACAGUCUCACACACUUAUGCACAGGCUUCAUUUAAAGGAAAUGGGUGCUAUAUAUGUUUUCAGCACUAGUUACUAAAGAAUGUUUCACCUUAACAUACAAUCCAAAUGUACUCAACUGCUGCUUGGUAUAACCUUUACAAAACCUGUUUUAUUACUAAUAUGUAUGUGUGCUCCUGAAAGACUCAAAAAGAUAAACGGGAAUGGUGCACUACUACAAGGUGUUUCAAACGAUCUCUCGGAUGAUACUGUCUUUCUCCUACUGGGCAUGUCUCCUUCUCCUACUCUCUUGCACACACAUACACACAGAUGACAUAAUCUAUGCAAACAUUCAUCAGAAUGUAAAUUGUGUCUUCAGAACUGCAACUGUAUUGAGAAUGUUUGGUAUAUUCCGCUGGAGUCCAACUUUGCAAACAAAGGGCUGGUGUUUUUGUCCCAUCCAGUGACUCUGUAUAUGUACAGUCUCGAUUUCACCCAGCUUAUGUCACACAUUGUCUCUUUUUAGCUUGAGAUACUUUUUUGUUGUGUCCCACACUGGCCCUUUGUAAAGAUUGAACUUCAUUGAGUGUUUGCUUAGAUUUGUAAACAGUUUUUGGCUGUUUUUGGCAACAGUUUUGGCCUGAACCUUCACUGAUAUAUGUUCUGCUGGAUUCAACUGCAUUUGACCAGAACAGUUAGUUGCUCACCAAAGGGUUUGUGUGUAGCAACUUAUACAUGUUCCAUACAGUUACAAUAUCCUUACCUGAACGUACAUGUCAAUUUAAGUGACAGUUAAAUGAUUCUAUUGAAUUAUAUAUUAUAUACAUAUAAUUCUAUAUUGUUCUUAUUCAUCAGCCUUAUAGUCAUAAAGGUCACUGAUAUAAUGUGAAAUUCCGAAGGUUAAUGUUAAGAGGAACCUGUGCCAUGUCCCACAGAGUGCAGCUACAUAAAGCAAACAUUGUUGACAUGGUAGGUGAAACAGGUGGUAGCAUGUUACUAAUAAUCAACACUGUAUGUGAAAAUACAGUAGUUGUUUUAUAGAUUAUUAACAUAUGUGGGUUCCACUGCAUCACAAAAAGAACACACCAAAUGACCUAUGUAGGCUUUAUAUAGUUGCACUUAAUAAAACUUUUCUUAUAUUUUGUAUAGAUCAUAUUAAUUGUCAAUUGAAACACUUAGGUUGUCUAACAAUGUAAAUCUGGUCCUUCAAAAAUUAGCAAUAUUAAAUGUAAAAUAGCAAACACAAAUAAAUUCCAGUAAGUACAA
Messenger RNA from Pangasianodon hypophthalmus (striped catfish), 3801 nucleotides. It is a transcript of the gene osbpl2a, whose product is annotated as oxysterol binding protein-like 2a. Gene Ontology annotation, cellular component: cytosol; membrane; intracellular membrane-bounded organelle. The coding region runs from base 196 to 1602 and encodes 468 amino acids. NCBI's taxonomy places the organism in Eukaryota, Metazoa, Chordata, Actinopteri, Siluriformes, Pangasiidae. Gene Ontology annotation, molecular function: cholesterol binding. The transcript has 14 exons. The record is from RefSeq and is a predicted model, not a curated record.